AUGUCAGAAAACAUCGAACUUCAGAACAUUCCUCCGCUCAAGGAUGAAGGCCUGCCAACAACUCCAACUACAGAAGUGGUCCAGUCCGUGCAGGAGACCUUGGCUUCGGAUCUAGCGCCUGUCGACAGAGGGCGCGAUGCCUGGCUUUUUGUCUUUUCAGCCUUCCUCAUGGAAACAUUCGUCUGGGGAUUUGCGUUCAUAUAUGGCAUUUUCCAGACCUACUAUGCCUCGUCACCUGACUCACCCUUUCGAGGCGCGUCCUUAUCCACCCUCUCCGCGAUUGGCACCACUAGCCUGGCUAUCCCGUACAUGUCUGGAAUGUUCAUGCCCGCGUUCAUGGGACGUCAUCCUAGAUGGAUUCGUCCUAUGCAAUGGGGAGCUCUGCUUCUCGGGACCGGAAGUUUCUUGUUGUCGAGUUUUGCUACUGCUGUUUGGCAGUUGAUCAUCCUUCAAGGCGUACUCGUCGGGAUCUCAUGUGGGAUCUUGUACACGCCUGUGUUUCUGUGGCUCUAUGAGUGGUUCGUAGAGCGACGUGGUCUUGCCGGCGGGAUCAUACAGAGCGGCACCGGAAUUGGCGGUGCUGCAUUUCCCCCUCUAGUCGGCUUGCUUCUGGAACGAGUCGGCUUCCGAUGGACCCUGCGGCUUUGGGCGCUCGCCUUCGCCGUAUUCACCGCGAUCGCGAUUUUGUUCAUGAAGCCCCGAUUACCACUCAUUACGGUCAGGCAGGCAAGGAGUGCACCAAUCGAUCUCUCGUAUCUAAAGAGUCCUAUUUUUGCUACGGUCGGCCUGACGAUCCUCGUCCAAUCCCUUGCGUACUUCCCCGUCAACUUGUACAUACCAACGUACACAAAUUUGCUGGGAGUUUCACCGCUGGAUGGUCAACUCGUUCUCUCGGUAUUCAACGUGUUUUGUGUCAUUGGGCAAGUACUCAUUGGGUGGAUGUGCGACCGGAUGCCCUACUCGCGAGUUAUGACGUUUUCUGCCCUAGGAUCCGCCUUUGCAGCCUAUUUGGUCUGGGGUUUCGCCAAUAAUCUUGGGUUGGUCUUCGUGUUCGUCGUGAUUUUUGGCACCAUGGCUGGAGGCUUCAACUCGAUCGUAUCGCCCGUGACAAUCGACAUCGUCGGCCCUUCAUCACCGACAUCUAGUGCAAUCUUUGGCUCAUUCGCGGCAGUCAAGGGCGUGGCAGCCAUUGUUGGACCCGUGAUCGCCGCUUCACUCUUCGAUCCUAGCAAUGCAGGAAUGAUAUCCAAGUUUGGAAGCCACGGAUUUGGUAAGGUCACCCUUUUUGUUGGUGGGAUGAUGAUGGGCACAGCGGUGUUCAGUGUUCUGUCCGGUGUGGCGAGUCAUGUUCGGAGACGCCAUGCCUCUGCAAUGGAAGCGUGAUAGGAUUCUAUCUAGGAGGGGGAAGCUCGGGCGACAUGGCCAAGAUCGUUGUUAGCUGUUGACGUGCAACUAGUUCAGUUCAAACUGUUUGUGUAGUCAAU
Dacryopinax primogenitus is the source of this 1484-nucleotide messenger RNA. RefSeq names its product MFS general substrate transporter. The transcript is spliced from 4 exons. Gene Ontology annotation, biological process: transmembrane transport. The record is from RefSeq and is a predicted model, not a curated record. Gene Ontology annotation, cellular component: fungal-type vacuole membrane. The coding region runs from base 1 to 1383 and encodes 460 amino acids. Gene Ontology annotation, molecular function: transmembrane transporter activity. NCBI's taxonomy places the organism in Eukaryota, Fungi, Basidiomycota, Dacrymycetes, Dacrymycetales, Dacrymycetaceae.